UCUGUAUAUAACAGCUUCAUUUGGCUCAAACCUUUCGUAUCAGUUUCAAGUGCUAAUUUCUAUAGCAAUGGUGUCUCAAAAUGUUUUUGUUUUACACACUUUCAUCUUUUGUUCUGUUCUGCUUACUGCUGCUCAAUCUGCAGAACCAAGCAUAGAAGCUGAAGUUGAGGCCUUGAAGGCCUUCAAGAAUGCCAUCAAGCACGACCCUUCAGGAGCACUUGCAGACUGGAGUGAAGCAAGCCAUCACUGCAACUGGACUGGUGUUGCCUGCGACCAUUCCUUGAAUCAAGUCAUUGAGAUUUCUCUUGGUGGGAUGCAGCUCCAAGGCGAGAUAUCUCCGUUUAUUGGCAACAUUUCAGGCCUCCAGGUUCUUGAUUUAACUUCAAAUUCUUUCACAGGGCACAUUCCACCUCAGCUGGGACUUUGCUCACAGUUGAUUGAACUUGUUCUUUAUGACAAUUCCUUUUCGGGUCCUAUUCCUGUAGAAUUAGGAAACCUUAAGAAUUUGCAGUCUCUAGAUUUAGGUGGCAAUUAUUUGAAUGGAAGCAUUCCUGAGAGCCUUUGCGACUGCACCUCCCUGCUGCAGUUGGGUGUGAUUUUCAACAAUCUGACUGGCACAAUACCAGAAAAAAUAGGAAACUUAGUUAACCUGCAACUCUUUGUAGCUUAUGGGAACAACUUGAUUGGUUCAAUACCUGUUUCCAUCGGAAGGUUGCAAGCUUUGCAAGCUUUAGACCUAAGUCAAAACCACUUGUUUGGGAUGAUACCUCGAGAAAUAGGGAACUUGUCAAACUUAGAAUUUCUUCUCUUGUUUGAGAAUUCCCUUGCUGGGAACAUCCCUUCUGAACUAGGCCGUUGUGAGAAGCUGGUUGAACUUGAAUUGUACAGUAAUCAGUUGAGUGGAGUAAUCCCCCCAGAGCUAGGAAAUUUGAUCUAUUUGGAGAAACUGAGACUCUACAAAAAUAGGCUAAACUCAACCAUUCCACUGUCCUUGUUCCAGUUGAAAUCGUUAACCAAUUUAGGACUCUCAAAUAAUAUGCUAACUGGAAGAAUAGCUCCUGAAGUAGGAUCUUUGAGGUCAUUGCUGGUGCUGACUCUGCAUUCAAACAAUUUCACUGGGGAAAUUCCUGCCUCCAUAACAAACCUGACAAAUUUAACGUACUUGUCUUUAGGCUACAAUUUCCUCACGGGAGAGAUUCCUUCGAAUAUCGGAAUGCUUUAUAAUCUGAAGAACCUUAGCCUACCCACCAACUUCCUGGAGGGAUCCAUACCCACAACUAUCACCAAUUGUACCCAACUUUUGUAUAUAGAUUUAGCUUUUAACAGAAUAACAGGGAAACUUCCACAGGGCCUGGGACAGUUGUAUAAUCUAACAAGGCUAUCCCUUGGGCCAAAUCAAAUGUCGGGGGAAAUACCAGAAGACCUUUAUAAUUGCUCCAAUCUUAUAAUCUUAAGCUUGGCAGAGAACAAUUUCAGUGGAAUGCUAAAACCAGGCAUUGGCAAACUCUACAAUCUCCAGAUUUUGAAAUAUGGCUUCAAUUCACUUGUAGGGCCAAUCCCACCGGAGAUUGGAAAUUUGACUCAACUUUUCUUUUUAGUACUUUCUGGAAAUAGCUUUUCAGGCCAUAUUCCACCAGAGUUAUCCAAGCUUACUGUACUCCAGGGGCUCGGCCUUCAUAGCAAUGCUUUAGAAGGUCCAAUACCUGAGAACAUUUUUGAACUGACACGUCUAACUGCUCUCCGGCUGGAGCUCAACAGGUUCACGGGUCCAAUUUCUACUUCUAUCUCAAAACUGGAAAUGCUUUCGGCCUUGGAUCUCCAUGGAAACCUACUUAAUGGGUCUAUUCCAACGAGUAUGGAACAUCUCAUUCGACUAAUGUCUCUUGAUCUCUCUCACAACCAUCUUACAGGGCCAAUCCCUGGAACUGUGAUGGGAAAGAUGAAAAGCAUGCAAAUAUUUCUAAAUUUAUCAUACAAUCUCUUAGAUGGUAACAUUCCACAAGAGCUUGGAAUGUUGGAAGCAGUACAGGCCAUUGAUCUUUCAAACAACAAUCUUUCAGGAAUCAUUCCUAAAACACUUGCAGGCUGCAGAAAUUUGUUCUCUCUUGAUCUUUCAGGUAACAAGCUCUCUAGCUCAAUUCCCGAAAAGUUGGCAGAACUGAAGCAUCUAAGCACCCUGGACCUUUCUAGAAAUCAGUUGGAGGGCAUAAUUCCUUAUAGCUUUGGAAAUCUUUCUAGCUUGAAGCAUCUUAACCUGUCUUUCAAUCAUCUUGAAGGCCGCGUCCCUGAGUCUGGUUUAUUCAAAAACAUCAGCUCAUCUAGUUUGGUUGGAAAUCCUGCUCUGUGUGGAACAAAAUCUUUGAAGUCCUGCAGCAAGAAGAAUUCACAUACCUUUUCCAAGAAGACGGUGUUGAUCCUCCUUGCAAUUGGAGUGGUGUCCAUAUUUUUAGUUCUUUCCGUGGUGAUUCCAUUAUUCCUCCAACGUGCCAAAAAGCAUAAAACAACAAGUACCGAGAAUAUGGAGCCAGAGUUCACUUCAGCACUGAAACUCAUUAGGUAUGACAGGAACGAAAUGGAAAAUGCUACAAGUUUCUUCAGUGAAGAAAACAUAAUCGGCGCCAGCAGUUUGAGCACUGUAUACAAGGGUCAAUUGGAAGAUGGCAAGACUAUAGCUGUUAAGCAACUGAAUUUUCAGAAGUUCUCUGCAGAAUCUGACAAGUGCUUCUACAGAGAAAUCAAAACGUUGAGCCAACUUAGGCAUAGGAAUCUGGUUAAGGUACUUGGCUAUGCCUGGGAGAGUGCUAAACUGAAGGUUUUAGUUUUGGAAUACAUGCCGAAUGGAAGCUUGGAGAGCAUCAUACAUAACCCUCAGGUUGAUCAGUCAUGGUGGACACUGUAUGAGAGAAUCAAUGUUUGUGUUUCCAUUGCAAGUGCUUUAGAGUACUUGCAUUCUGGCUAUGACUUUCCAAUCGUACACUGUGACUUGAAGCCCUCUAACGUGCUGUUGGAUGGUGAUUGGGUGGCCCAUGUGAGCGACUUUGGAACAGCUCGAAUUCUGGGCGUUCACCUGCAGGAUGGGAACGGUCUCUCCUCAGCAUCAGCCUUUGAAGGCACCAUUGGCUAUAUGGCACCAGAGUUUGCAUACAUGAGGAGAGUGACGACUAAAGUAGAUGUCUUCAGCUUUGGGAUUGUAGUAAUGGAGGUCCUCAUGAAACGGAGGCCAACAGGACUCACAGACAAGGAUGGAUUGCCAAUCAGCUUGCGUCAACUAGUCGAAAGGGCCCUCGCCAAUGGCAUCGAUGGACUUCUUCAAGUACUGGACCCAGUGAUUACCAAGAAUCUCACCAAGGAGGAAGGAGCAUUGGAGCAGCUCUUUCAAAUAGCCUUUUCUUGCACCAAUCCAAAUCCUGAGGAUAGACCUAACAUGAAUGAGGUGUUGUCUUACCUUCAGAAGAUAAGUGCAAGAUAAUCGAAAUUGGUGGUGAUCUCACUCAAGCAUGCAGCAUGAUACAGAAACAAAUUGUCGGCUGCAUAUUAAAGAAGAAAGGCAGACUGGAGACUCAAUUUCACAGCAAAUGCUUCCACUAUGUCGAGAAUCGAUAGUGUGUAAUCGUGUUCUUAACAAUAUCGAAAUACAUUGUUCUGUUAUAAUGACACAAAAAAUCAAGGUUUAGCAAUUUCCAGUUGACAAUUUCAUCUA
Populus euphratica (Euphrates poplar) is the source of this 3700-nucleotide messenger RNA. RefSeq names its product Leucine-rich receptor-like protein kinase family protein (gene FLS2). The transcript is spliced from 2 exons. Gene Ontology annotation, molecular function: protein binding; ATP binding; protein kinase activity. Bases 68 to 3469 code for a protein of 1133 amino acids. Lineage: Eukaryota; Viridiplantae; Streptophyta; Magnoliopsida; Malpighiales; Salicaceae. Gene Ontology annotation, biological process: protein phosphorylation. The record is from RefSeq and is a predicted model, not a curated record.